UGUGUGUGUGUGUGUGUGUGUGUGUGUGUGUGUGUGUGUGUGUGUGUGUGAAGUUGCAGCUCGGCUCACCUCUGCGUGACUCUCCGGUGUUGUCGGUAACCCGUCGCCACAUUUCCUCGUCCGGAUCCGGCGUGGUGAACAGAAACCGGGCUGAAAGGCAAAGUCAUGUUCAGACUCCUCAGUCACCAAGGUAAGAGGACGCAGAGCUGCCUCGCAGCCCAGCGGCGCUAUGAGCACCACAGGGCCGUCAUGGCCAUCCGCCGCGAGGACGUCAACCCGUGGGAGAGGAGGGCGCCGCUGGCCCCGCGGCACGUCAAAGAGCUCACCAACGCCGGCGUCAAAGUCCUGGUGCAGCCGUCCAACCGCAGAGCAAUCCACGAGAAGUACUUCCUGAGGGCGGGCGCCGUCGUGCAGGAGGACAUUUCGGAGGCGUCUCUGAUAAUCGGGGUGAAGAGGCCGCCGGAGGAGAAGGUGAUUCCCAGGAAGACGUAUGCUUUUUUCUCCCACACCAUCAAAGCUCAGGAGGCCAACAUGGGGCUGCUGGAGGACCUGCUGACGAAGGAGGUUCGUCUGAUCGACUACGAGAAGAUGGUGGAUCCUAACGGCUACAGGAUCGUAGCGUUUGGUCAGUGGGCCGGCGUCGCAGGAAUGAUCAACAUUUUGCACGGGCUCGGGCUUCGCUUCCUCGCCCUCGGGCACCACACGCCCUUCAUGCACAUCGGCAUGGCUCACAACUACAGGAACGUCAGCCAGGCCAUCCAGGCAGUGAGGGAUUGUGGGUAUGAGAUCUCCAUGGGCCUCAUGCCCAAAUCUAUCGGACCCGUGACGUUUUGUUUCACCGGUACCGGCAACGUCUCCAAGGGAGCACAAGACAUCCUGAACGAGCUUCCUGUUGAGUAUGUUGAACCUCAUGAGCUGAAGGACGUCUCUGAAACAGAAGAUCUGGCCAAAGUUUACGCCACCGUCCUGAGCCGACAUCACCACCUGGUGAGGAAGAGCGACAGCAUAUACGACCCUAUGGAGUACGAGAACCACCCGGAGCUGUACACCUCGCACUUCAGGACCAGCGUGGCGCCCUACACAACCUGCCUGAUCAACGGCAUUUACUGGGACCCCCACACGCCCCGACUCCUGCGACGCCUGGACGCCCAGAAGCUGAUCAGACCGUCUAAAAGCUCUCAUGCGUUCGCCGAAGGAUCACCGGGGCUGCCGCACAAACUGCUGGCCAUCUGUGACAUAUCCGCCGACACCGGAGGAUCAAUAGAGUUCAUGACCGAGUGCACCACCAUCGAUAAGCCUUUCUGCAUGUACGACGCAGACCAGCACAUAGACCACGACAGCGUGGAGGGAAACGGGAUCCUCAUGUGCUCCAUCGACAACCUUCCCGCUCAGCUCCCCAUCGAAGCCACUGAGUACUUCGGAGACCGACUCUUCCCUUACAUCUGGGAGAUGCUGCCGUCAGACGCCACCAGGCCGCUGGAGGAGGAAGAGUUCAGCCCGCAAGUCAGAGACGCCGUCAUCACCUCAAACGGAGCGCUGACACCGAAGUUUGAAUACAUCGAGAAGCUUCGGGAAAGAAGGGAAAAAGCUCAGAUCAUGAAGAAGUCUGGGAUGAAGCGGGUUCUGCUGCUGGGUUCUGGAUACGUCUCGGGACCGGUAGUUGAGUAUUUGACUCGCGACGAGAAGACCCAGGUGACUGUGGCAUCGGUGCUGUUGAAGCAGGCGGAGGAGCUGGCAGCCAAAUAUCCGAACACCAUCCCCGUCACGCUGGACGUCAGCAGCCAGGAAGGACACCUCGACUCUCUGGUCAAAGAUCACGACCUGGUCAUCAGCGUGCUGCCGUACUCCUUCCACCCGCUCAUCGCCAAACACUGCAUCAAGAGGAAGGUGAACAUGGUGACGGCGAGUUACCUGAGUCCUGCCAUGAAGGAGCUGCACAGCAGUGUGGAGGAGGCGGGCAUCACCAUCGUGAAUGAGAUGGGACUGGACCCGGGCAUCGACCACAUGCUGGCCAUGGAGUGUAUCGACCAGGCCAAAGCUGACGGCUGCACUGUGGAGUCGUACAGCUCGUUCUGCGGAGGUCUUCCUGCUCCCGAGUGUUCAGACAAUCCUCUCCGCUACAAGUUCAGCUGGAGUCCGUACGGCGUCCUCCUCAACACCAUCAGCCCCGCCAUCUUCCUCCGAGACAACCAGGUGGUGAGCAUCCCGGCCGGCGGCUCUCUGAUGGAGUCCACCACACCGAUGGAUUUCCUUCCUGGUUUCAGUCUGGAGGGAUUCCCAAACCGCGACAGCACCAAGUACGCCGAGCCGUACGGCAUCCAGACGGCACACACACUGAUCCGAGGAACGCUGCGCUUCAAGGGCUUCUCAAAGGCCAUGAGCGGGUUUGUCAAACUGGGUCUGAUCCACAGCGAAGCCUGUCCCAUCCUGCACCACUCUGCGUCCCCGGUGUCCUGGAAAGAGCUCCUCUGUACUCAGAUGGGAUUGUCUCCUUCUGUCUCCAACGAAGCCUUUGAAGACGCCGUAUACGAACGCAUCGGAAAGGACGACUUCGGGAUGGACAGCCUGAGAUGGUUUGGAAUGCUGAGCGACGAGCCGGUGCCGCACGCCGACAGCGUUCUGGCUGCGCUGACAAAACACCUGGAAGCCAAACUCUCUUUCGAGAAGGGCGAGCGAGACAUGAUCAUCCUGAGGAACGACGUGGGGCUUCGCCACCCGACUGGUGAGCUGGAGACCAAACACAUUAGCCUGGUGGUGUACGGAGACCCCAACGGCUUCUCCGCCAUGGCCAAGACUGUGGGAUACCCAGCAGCCAUUGCUGCUCGCAUGGUCCUUGAUGGUGAAAUCACGACGAAGGGGCUGGUGGUCCCGAUGGUAAAGGAGGUCUACGGGCCGGCGCUGGCCCGACUGAAGGAGGAGGGGCUUAACUUCAUGUUCAAGAGCACUAUUGAGGAGUAGAACCAACAGCGCCUAAAAAGAUGUACAAAAUUCAAAUGCUAUCAGCUGCGUGCACAAACUUCAUCCUUCAGACUCUCCUGUCUUUCUCUGGUAGUCGGUAUUUACGGUCAUAGCAUUAACUCACCUGCCGGGGCUGAUACAGUAAAUACUGACUGUUGAAUUAGUCCAUUUGAAACAAAUAGUCAAAUGUUUUAAUCCACAAAAGUUAUUUUUAUAUUGAGUGUUACGACUUUUAGGCAGUACUUUACAACGUGAUCGUUUUUUAGGUCAUAAAGCUAAAAAGGCAGCUUGUGCAGUUCGAUAUUAUCAUCCUGAGUUUGGUUGAAUUCGCUCACCUGUGCCAAACUGAAAGAGUUUUACUGGCGCCGACUGUUUGAGAGAAAAGUUCUUCUGUGAAGAUCUGCAGAACCAUGAUGUAUUUAACACUAUUUUAGGCAUUACAAAUCUAAAGCGUUAAAGGAGGGAGAGACUGCUGUGGAAACCAGGCAGAGCCACAAAAACUACGGCCAACUGAACUAGCUAAAGUUGUAUCGGAAGUUUUUCCCACAUCAUCUCAAACGGCUUCUUCAUUGAAACGGAUUACUGAAUUAAAUAAAAUGCAGCCUUGAAACUGUACGAUAUCAACACCUCAGUUACAAGCUUCAGCAUGUCCUCAAACGUGUCGUGGAAAUCAAGCUGAGCAGAAAUCCAGAAUCAAACCCAAAACAAUAAAUUCUGUAUCGCGGUGGAGUCAUGAAGCUGAGAGCUGCCGCCGAUAAAACACUUCAGCUGGACUUCACAGGAUGUUGAGUUAAUUCAUUUCAAAUCAUCACAGACAUUUUAAGAUAGAUUUAAAAUGUCUAAAAAGUAAAUAGUGGUGCUGUCUUUGGAGUAUUAUUAAUAUUUCUGAACUCUUGAUCUUGAGUCAUUAAAUGAAACAGGAUCAGCUCCCGGCUUCUGUCGAGCUCAGAGGUUUAAAAGCGUGAAUACUGUAUUUAUGAGACCCGUGUGAAGUUUCCUUGGUGAGAUAUUCUUCUACUGCCUGAGUCAUAUUUAUUUUAUUUGGGGGGUGGGUUUGGUCACCUUGUAAACAGUUUGUUACGUGCUUUAAGUGGGUAAAAAAAAAAAGAAAAUAAAGGUAUAAGAGUUAUUUAACCUGAGAUCUAUUUUUUAAAAUAAUGUAUCCAUAUCUGAUAUGUAGCUUAUAUGUUGGCUUCCGGAAGGUUUUUAACGGAAGUAGAUUUGAUUUGUGUUCCUGUCCAGAUAUCAAAAGAGAAUUGACAUAAAUGACGUUACAGAUUCAGAAGGGAACACGUCAGAGAAUCACAGAAUAUCAAUCUGAACGUCGGUUUCUCUCACACGUGAACACAGUUUUAUGUUUUUUGUUGUUGUUUGAACUGAGUCAUGAAUACCGAACACACUUGCAUUUAUACAAGCUUGUUUUGAUGGAACAGUUUUGCUUUCAGAACAUGUAAAAGUGGUUAUUUGAAUAAAAAUCCUUCUGUCAUGUU
This is a messenger RNA of Acanthopagrus latus (yellowfin seabream), 4448 nucleotides long. RefSeq names its product aminoadipate-semialdehyde synthase (gene aass). Gene Ontology annotation, cellular component: cytoplasm. Gene Ontology annotation, molecular function: saccharopine dehydrogenase activity. The record is from RefSeq and is a predicted model, not a curated record. The coding region runs from base 166 to 2958 and encodes 930 amino acids. Lineage: Eukaryota; Metazoa; Chordata; Actinopteri; Spariformes; Sparidae. The transcript is spliced from 24 exons.